UAUUUCUAUUUGUGUGCUAACUAAAUAAAAUUUAUUAAAUAUGCGUCCUAAAACAAAUGUGCUUUUAAGUUCAUACAAUCAAAAUGGUAAUUUAACAAAUGGUGUUACAAGUACAGCAUCUCCAAGUCCACCUGCUGUCUAUUCGAAUAUUGCUGAAAAUAACAAUAUUGUUGAUGUUACAAAAGAGAUACGAGAACAUUGUCAAGUAUGGAUAAUGUCAGAUGAACAAAAUAAAAAACAAGGCGAAUUAUUUUUAGAUAACAUAAAACGUGGUUUAGGAAAAGAUACACAUGCAAAAGCAAUCACAAAAUGUUUUGUCACUUACGUAACAGAUUUACCAGAUGGCACAGAACAAGGAAAAAUUCUAGCAUUGGAUUUAGGUGGUACGAAUUUCCGAGUUUUAAUGAUUGAAUUAAAAGGUAAAGGUCAACCUGAUAUGACAUCUGAAAUUUAUGCUAUACCACAAGAAAUAAUGACUGGACCCGGGGUUAAUUUAUUCGAUCAUAUUGCAACUUGUUUAGGCGAUUUUAUCAAAAAUCACAAAUUAGAAGACCAAGUAUUACCUUUAGGAUUUACAUUCAGUUUUCCAUUAAAGCAACAGGGCUUAAAGAAAGGUGUUUUAGAACGUUGGACAAAAGGUUUCAGUUGUGAUGGUGUUGUUGGUCAGGAAGUCGUAGGAAUGUUAGAAACUGCUAUUAAUAAAGCUGGAUUACAAAAUGUACAAACAACUGCAUUAAUAAAUGAUACAACAGGCGCAUUAAUUAAUUGUGCCAGUAUAAAACAUGACUGUAAAAUAGCUUUAAUAGUUGGAACUGGUACAAAUGCUUGUUACGUAGAAAGAAUUGAAAAUGCAGAAUGUUAUGAAGGUGAUAAAACUGGGGUAACUCAUGUAAUUAUCAAUUGUGAAUCGGGUGCAUUUGGUGACGAUGGAUGCUUAGAAUUUAUGCGAAAUGAAUAUGAUGAGACUGUUGAUGCCAAUUCAAUAAAUCCAAAAUUGCAAUUAUUUGAAAAGAUGAUAUCUGGAAUGUAUUUGGGUGAAUUAGUACGGCUAACAGCAAAAAAAGCUAUUGAAAAGGGAAUACUCUUUGAUGGUAAAUCAUCUGAUAAAUUUGAUGAACGCAAUUCAUUUGAAACUAAAUUUGUAUCAGACAUUGAGAGUGAAACCAGAGGCACUUUUACCGAAUGUCAUGCAAUCUUAGCAUCAUUAGGAUUAGGAAAUGCUACAGAUCAAGACUGUGCAAAUUUGCGAUAUAUUUGUGAAGUUGUAACAGCUAGAGCUGCACAUAUAGUCUCAGUAAACUUAGCAACAUUAAUCAAUAAAAUCGUACGUGAAAGUGAUAAAGGUUUAAGUGAAACGGUUACAGUUGGUAUUGAUGGUUCUGUAUACCGAUUUCAUCCCAAGUUUCAUGAUCUUAUGAUGAAGAAAAUGUCUCAAUUAGUUACACCUGGUGUUAAAUUUGGUAUUACAUUGUCGGAAGAUGGUAGUGGAAUUGGAGCAGCCAUUAUUGCAGCUUCUGCUGCAGCAAAGAAAAGAAUAGGAAAUUGAAAAACAUCCCUGCAUAUAAUUUGUUGUUGUAAUUAUAUUGAGUACUGCUGGUUUGGACUCUUUUCAUAUUAAUUUUGAGACAAUACUUCGUGAUUUUGGUUUUGUUCAAUUUAAUCAUAACAUGUUUGGGUUUUUGCUCAACAUUGUACGCACAAACAUCUCUUUUUAAUGUAUUCAUUUUAUGUUUCAUACCUUUAAAAUUUAAAUAAUAAUUAGGAGAGAUAGUUGCAUUUCGAAUUAAUUUUCGAUUUAAGUUCCUCAAUUAACGAAGUGUGUUAUGAUUAUUCGAACAAAAUUGAAAUCGUUUAGAAUAACAAAUUAUUUUGGAAAAACUUUUUAAGAUUUAUUAA
This is a messenger RNA of Chrysoperla carnea, 1896 nucleotides long. Its product is annotated as hexokinase type 2-like. Gene Ontology annotation, molecular function: D-glucose binding; fructokinase activity; glucokinase activity. Gene Ontology annotation, cellular component: cytosol; mitochondrion. Lineage: Eukaryota; Metazoa; Arthropoda; Insecta; Neuroptera; Chrysopidae. Gene Ontology annotation, biological process: glycolytic process; intracellular glucose homeostasis; glucose 6-phosphate metabolic process. The transcript has 8 exons. The record is from RefSeq and is a predicted model, not a curated record. Bases 41 to 1546 code for a protein of 501 amino acids.